GCCCCACAAAGACACAGCACAGCAACUUUCUGAUGAAAUCAACUAUGUGGCUGAAAAUCUUCAUCAUCUUCGUCUUCAGCUUCCACAGCUGCCAGCUGGCUUCAGUCUUUCUGGAUAAAGAUCGAGCCAAUGGCGUUCUAGUUCGGACUCGGAGGUAUAACUCAGGCUGGUUUGAGGAGCUGCAGAUGGGAGACCUGAGGAGGGAGUGUAUAGAGGAGAAGUGCACCUAUGAGGAGGCCAGGGAGGUGUUUGAGCACACCGAGCUCACGAAUGAGUUCUGGAAAACAUACAACGUACCAAACCCCUGUAUUUCCAAUCCCUGUCAGAAUGGAGGCAUUUGCUCCACUCAUGCUUCAUCCUACAUCUGCUUUUGUCUGCCAGACUUCCAUGGAGUCAACUGUGAGCUGGAGGUGAAGGCUGAGAUCGAUACCUGCUGGGUGGAGAACGGAGAAUGUGAGCACUUCUGUGAAGAAGACGAGUUCCAAAAAAAACAGAACUGCUCGUGUGCAGACGGCUACUUCCUCCAUGUUGAUGGACGGAGUUGCAUAGCAAAAGAGCCGAUAGCAUGUGGCAUGGUCCCCAUACUGCGGGGUGAAGAAAAGGAGGAGCAUCUCCGAAUCGUAGGAGGAACUGUAUGUCCUAAAGGUGAAUGCCCCUGGCAGGUAUUGCUGAUGUAUAAAGGAAAAGGUUUCUGUGGAGGAGCGAUUUAUAAACCUACAUGGAUCAUCACAGCUUCUCAUUGCAUGGAAGACAUCGAGGUACAGUUCCUGAAAGUCAUUGCAGGUGAGCAUGACAUUAUGGUAAAUGAAAGCACCGAGCAGCUCAUCCAGGUGGCUGAGAUUAUCAUGCAUGAAAACUACGUAUCAAGCACUGCAGACAAUGAUAUCGCUCUCCUCCGCCUGGCAUCUCCCAUCAUCUAUACCCAGUAUGCUGUCCCAGUCUGCCUACCUACAUGGAAUCUAUCCACCCGUGUGCUCUGGAUGAUCCGGCUGCACACAGUGAGUGGCUGGGGGAGGCGGAGCGAAAAUGGGCCUACCGCACAGAUCCUUCGACGCCUGAAGGUGCCGCGAAUCCGCACGCAGGACUGUGUCGAUGAGAGUGGCGUAGUGCUCACUCAGAACAUGUUUUGCGCCGGAUAUAUUGAGGGUCGUCAGGACUCAUGUAAAGGUGACAGUGGUGGACCCCUGGUGACCCAGUAUAAGACGACAACUUUCCUGCUGGGGAUCGUCAGCUGGGGGAAGGGCUGCGCCCGACCGGGGAACUAUGGCAUCUACACCCGAGUGUCCAACUACCUUGAGUGGAUCCACAACCGGACGGCAACACCAGAUCAACCGAGGAACGGCAGCAAGACUUUGAUGAACAACCUUACCACCUGAAAGACCCGAUUAACUUAGCUUAGCAUAGCUCAUAUAACCAAAUACUGCGUUUUCACUUUUCUGAUUGACUGCUAAGAGUCUCAUUAAAAACUUUGCAGAAAGUAUUUCACUUACAAAUUUUGGUGGGUUGAUUUCAAUUGAUCAGUUCUGCAUAUUUAAGAAAAUUCAUCAAAAACACGAAACAUUCUUUUACAAAUGUGAUGUUUUACUGCUUUUCUCUGAACAUAUAAUAGAACAAUGUAUUGGAUUUUUUUUUAAUUAAAAUGAG
This is a messenger RNA of Neolamprologus brichardi, 1644 nucleotides long. RefSeq names its product coagulation factor VII (gene f7). Gene Ontology annotation, biological process: proteolysis; blood coagulation. The record is from RefSeq and is a predicted model, not a curated record. Gene Ontology annotation, molecular function: calcium ion binding; serine-type endopeptidase activity. Gene Ontology annotation, cellular component: extracellular region. NCBI's taxonomy places the organism in Eukaryota, Metazoa, Chordata, Actinopteri, Cichliformes, Cichlidae.